AUGGGUACAUACUGACAGUCGCUGGUGUAAACAAGUAUUGAUCAUCUUUUCUGUUUCGAAACUCAUCGAUCCAUUUUUAUGAAACCCAAUUGUAAAUAAAUUUAGUCCUCCACCAAAUAGAACGAUGCUAUCGAGUAGAUGUUAAGUGUAAUUUAUUUAUUAGUAUGUAUAGAAUCGAUUGUGAUUAGAGAAUGUUAUAAAAGUUAAAUCCUAUGUGUGGCGAAGGUCGAAAGAAAAUUUAUAUUGAAUGCAUAAUGGAUGGUGACCUUCAUCCGUUGCGUAGUGGCGAAUGUCUCGAACAGAACAACAAUAACGUCUCAGGCGGCGACAAUGAGGGAGCAGUGGGCGGAUUGGUGCGAAACGAACAUCAACCGGAGCCUGGAGCACAGCUCGAAGAUAUCGUGUGGAGUGAGGAAGAGUUCGACCGAGAUCCACACAGGGCUUGCUUCUACGAUGCAUAUCGAUCGGGAGCGGCAUCCCCGGAAUUGAACGAUUCGACGGAGAACACGGGCGGGGCGACACCGGAGCGAAAACCAUUGGCUCUGAUGGACGACUGGGAUCUGUGGGACUACAUGGACGAGGAGACGUUGAAACAGCGACUGAAGUAUCACCCCGAGCUGUUGGAACAGAUCACGCUGAAGCGAAAGCGGAAAGCCAGACUGGAGGAGAGCGAUGACGACGAUCUGUGUGCGGUGAUGGAAAGGCAUGCAAAAGUGACGAAGUUCAGCGAACAUACGACGGUGUACAGAAGUGUCGAAUAUUUUUAGUGUUUAUUGUUUACGUUUCUCCGUUCUGUAUUGUAAAAUCCUACCUAGCAUGAUGUGUAAUAUUAAUAGACUUUUUUCAAUUUUAGGUUUGUACUGUAAGCUGUAAUCUAUAUAAAUAAAAGUAAGUUCGGGUGAUCAUGAA
Molecule: messenger RNA, 909 nt
Organism: Armigeres subalbatus
Lineage: Eukaryota; Metazoa; Arthropoda; Insecta; Diptera; Culicidae
Exons: 2
Coding region: 213-767 (184 amino acids)
Source: RefSeq, a predicted model, not a curated record